AUGUCGAUGUUUGGACAAUUUGACCGUGGCUUGGACGGCCUGAGCCGGCCAGCAAGAUGGGGUGGCAUGGGCGGCCUCUUUGGCGGCUUUGAUCGCCGAUUUGCCGCGCCACCCGACGCCUACGAAGACUACUUUAAAGCGUACCACAUGUCCCGCUUUUCGUCGCGCGAACGAAAAGACGUGAGCUACGGUGGAAAAAUUAUCAUGCCGCCCUCUGCUCUGGCUACGAUCACCGACUUGGAGUUGGAGUCGCCAUGGACAUUUGUGCUGCGUGGCACAGGCAGAUCGCACACGCAUCGCACACACGCUGGUGUGAUUGAAUUCAUUGCGGACGAAGGCAAAGUGUACUUGCCAAGCUGGAUGAUGCGUACCCUGGAACUACAGGAUGGCGAUCCGAUUCACAUUCAAGGAACGCGACUUCCGAAAGGUAAAUUUGUGAAGCUGCAGCCACAGACGGUGGACUUUUUGGAAAUCAGCGAUCCGAAGGCGGUCCUAGAGCAAGCCUUGCGUAAUUAUCCGACCCUAACGCGAGGUGACAUCAUUGAAAUCAACUACAAUUGCUUGACGUUUGAGAUCCUCAUUAUGGAAGUUCAGCCAGAUGCCGAAGGCAUAUCCAUUAUCGAGACGGAUUUGGAAGUCGACUUUGCUCCGCCCGUAGGCUAUGUGGAACCCACGCCUGCACCACGACAGGCCCCUGCAACGAUGGCCUCCAAGCUGCAUAUUGACCAGAACAAGCAUGAUCUCAUUCUUCCGGCUCGUGGAUCGGCGGGUAGCACAUCAGCGAGUGCGUCAGCGAACGCAGCCGGUGUCGUUUCGAGCACGACGCAGGGUGCGGCUGCGCCCUUCAAAGGGUUUGGUCAGACCUUGAGUGGGAAGAAGACCAAGGGGAAGAAGGAGAAACCCAUCACGCCGCUGGAUCCAAGCAGUCAGAUUAGAAAAACGGAUCGACCUGCCAUCGUCACCAAUGACACGCUACUCGAGGAGAAGCGCGUACCGGCCGCCUUGAAUUUGCCUUUUGGGCAGCUAUUUUUCGGCUAUGAUGUACAAAAACUGGAUGUACCUGUAUCACAAACACAGAAAAAGGAUUCGGAAAAAUCUGAACCUACAGCUUCCUCCCAUGCGUUCCAAGGCACUGGACAAACACUCUGGGGUCGUCCAGCCCCCGACGUGAUUGAGAUCGAUUCGGACUAG
Molecule: messenger RNA, 1191 nt
Organism: Malassezia pachydermatis
Lineage: Eukaryota; Fungi; Basidiomycota; Malasseziomycetes; Malasseziales; Malasseziaceae
Exons: 6
Coding region: 1-1191 (396 amino acids)
Cellular component (GO): VCP-NPL4-UFD1 AAA ATPase complex
Molecular function (GO): polyubiquitin modification-dependent protein binding
Source: RefSeq, a predicted model, not a curated record